Kluyveromyces lactis is the source of this 2106-nucleotide messenger RNA. RefSeq names its product long-chain fatty acid-CoA ligase FAA1 (gene FAA1). Gene Ontology annotation, molecular function: long-chain fatty acid-CoA ligase activity. Gene Ontology annotation, biological process: long-chain fatty-acyl-CoA metabolic process; long-chain fatty acid metabolic process. NCBI's taxonomy places the organism in Eukaryota, Fungi, Ascomycota, Saccharomycetes, Saccharomycetales, Saccharomycetaceae. Gene Ontology annotation, cellular component: plasma membrane; endoplasmic reticulum; lipid droplet. The transcript has a single exon. The record is from RefSeq and is a predicted model, not a curated record. The coding region runs from base 1 to 2106 and encodes 701 amino acids.
AUGGUUGUUCAGUAUUCAGUUCCAGUCGGACCUGCUGCUAAUGAGCAUGAGACUGCUCCAAGAAGAAAUGCUUUGGCGAAGAAGGCUCCAAUUACGAGGCCUGCCGGUAUGAAAUGUUCUACUGUUUAUGAAUUUGCCGUCGAAUGUUUUGAAAAGAACGCUGACCUUAAAAGUGUUGGAUGGAGAGAUAUCAUCGACAUUCAUAGGGAGAAGAAGAUGGUCACUAAGAAGAUUGACGGCAAGGACAAAGAAGUUGAGAAGGAGUGGUUUUUCUAUGAAUUGAGUUCGUACAAGUACACUACUUAUAAGGAGUUGAAUGAGUUAGUUCAUGAUUAUGGUCGUGGGUUAGUGAAAUUGGGGUUACAACCGGCUUCUGAGGAUAAAUUGCACAUCUUUGCAUCAACAUCUCAUAGAUGGAUGAAGACAUUUUUGGCUACGCAGUCUCAGGCCAUUCCUGUGGUGACUGCAUAUGAUACUUUGGGUGAAAAGGGUUUAAUCCAUUCCAUGGUUCAAACCGCUUCUAAGGGUAUGUUUGUUGACAAUGCAUUGUUGUGUAGGUUGCAUAACGCUGUACAAGAGGCUACAAACUUGAAAUAUCUAAUCAUUUCUGAAGAGUUGAACCCAGAGGAUAAAAGGGAUGAGGGUAAGCUUUACAAGGACGCUGCAGACGCAUUGGCUAAGAUUAAAGAGGUUAGACCAGACAUUAAGAUUCUUUCCAUGGAUGAAGUCAUCGAAUUGGGUAAGAAGGCUAGAGAUGAAAUUGAACCACAUCCUCCAGCCCCUGAAGAUUUGUCAGCUAUCAUGUACACUUCCGGUUCCACUGGUGAUCCAAAGGGUGUCAUCUUAAAGCAUUCUAAUAUUGUUGCAGGUCUAGGCGGUAUCUCUUCCAUUAUUAGUAACAGACCAGAACACGUUUGUCACACAGAUCGUGUCAUUGCAUUUUUGCCCCUGGCUCAUAUUUUUGAGUUGGCUUUCGAAUUGAUCACUUUUUACUGGGGCGCUACACUUGGUUAUGCGAACGUUAAGACGUUGACCGAUGCAUCUGUUCGCAACUGCCAAGGUGACAUCAAGGAGUUCCAACCAACUAUCAUGGUUGGUGUUGCCGCUGUUUGGGAAAGUGUUAGAAAGGGGAUCUUGGCACAAAUUAACAAGCUUCCUGCGUUAACUCAAAAGGUGUUCUGGACAGGUUACUAUGCCAAAUUAAAAAUGAAGAAGUUCCACAUUCCAGGUGGUGACACUCUAGGUAACAUUUUGUUCAAGAAGGUCAGAGAAGCCACCGGUGGUCAUUUAAGAUUUGUGUUGAACGGUGGUUCCCCAUUGUCUAGAGAAGCACAAGAGUUUAUCACAAACUUGAUUUGUCCAAUGUUGAUUGGUUAUGGUUUGACUGAAACCAUGGCUAACACAACUAUCUUACAACCAGAACAUUUUGAAUACGGAGUCGCUGGUGACAUUGUCGGUAGUAUCACUGUCAAGUUGGUCGACGUUGAAGAAUUGGGCUACUUCGCAAAGAAUUCUCAAGGUGAAGUCUGGAUUAAAGGUGAACCUGUCACUCGAGAAUAUUACAAAAACGAGGAAGAGACUAAGGGUUCUAUCACAGAUGAUGGCUGGUUCAAAACUGGUGACAUUGCGGAAUGGACUCCAAAGGGUCAAUUAAAGAUUAUUGACCGUAAAAAGAACUUGGUGAAGACUCAGAAUGGUGAAUACAUCGCAUUAGAGAAGUUAGAAUCCGUUUACAGAUCUUGUCCAUUUGUUCAAAACAUCUGUGUUUACGCUGAUCAAACAAAGGUUAAACCCGUCGGUAUCAUUGUUCCAAAUGAGGCUGCCAUCACCGAGAAGGCUAUCAAGAUGGAUCUACUGAAAAAGGGCGAAGAUGUUACCCAUUUGUACCACAAUGACACUUUGAAGCACGAAAUCCUCCAAGAAAUGUGGAAGGUUGGCAAGAGCCAAGGCCUGAGCGGUAUUGAAUUGCUCCAAGGUAUUGUUAUCUUCGAAGAAGAAUGGACUCCACAAAACGGAUUUGUCACAUCUGCUCAAAAACUACAAAGAAAGAAGAUCCUUGCUGCUGUUCAAGACGAUGUUGACGAAGUUUACUCUAAGUCAAACUGA